Tauraco erythrolophus (red-crested turaco) is the source of this 6849-nucleotide messenger RNA. NCBI's taxonomy places the organism in Eukaryota, Metazoa, Chordata, Aves, Musophagiformes, Musophagidae. The record is from RefSeq and is a predicted model, not a curated record.
UUGCAGAGCACAGAUAACUCAAAUAUAUCUAUAAUUGCUCAGAACAAAAAGUGCUUUGACAAUGAUAUUGUUUGCUCGAAGAAUGUUUUCAUUACUGUUGGAGACACUGAGAUUUAUUUUAGUGAAUCUUCUGAGAAGCAGAAGACCAUAAGGGGACAGGAAAACAAAUCUAACUAUCAGCUUUGGAAGGCUGGAUAUUAUACUGUGAUACACUUUCCAGAACUGGACAUUACAAUUCUGUGGGAUAAGAAGACAAUGAUGCAUGUUAAAGUUGGACCUCGAUGGAAGGGUAAACUGUCAGGUUUGUGUGGAAAUUUUGACAAAUAUACUUCAAAUGAUCUAACUACAUCAAACAACAUGGAGGUGAGAAAUGCACAGGUGUUUGGAGACAGUUGGGUAUUAGGACAGUGCAAGAGCCCAAAUGAAACACUAAGACCAUGUGAAGUACAUCAGAGCAAGUUCCCUUAUGCCAAAAAGGAAUGCUCAAUUUUAUACAGUGAUGUUUUUGCACCUUGUCGCAAUGUGAUUGAUGUGACUUCUUUUGUCAAAAAUUGUCACACAGAUACAUGCAACUGCAAUCUUGGUGGGGACUGUGAGUGCUUGUGUACCAGUAUUGCAGCUUAUGCCCACAAAUGCUGCCAGCAAGGAGCAGCAAUUCACUGGCGAUCUCCUUCGCUCUGUGCUUAUGACUGUGAAUAUUAUAACCAAGGUCUUGGUGAAGGACCCUAUCUUUUGGCCAGUUAUGGAGAGAACGACACAAUUAUAGGAGCUAACGUAUCCAGUAGAAGGAUAUUUCCCCUGCCUAGAAUUGGAGCGCAUGGAAAUGUAUUUUUCAGUUUCAUGAUAACUCCAGGUCUUUUCAAAGAUAAAGAUUUAUCUCUCUCUCUUGUUUCCCUGGAGUCUGCUGAAAGACCAAACUACUUUCUGUAUGUACACGACAAUGAAACCAUUGGACUGGAACAGUGGCAGGCAAGUGCCUCCUUUCAAAGACGAGCCACCUUUUUCCACCACCAGGGCCUCUGGAGUCCAGGGCUCAGUGCCUUCGAACUGCACAGUAGAAAGGGCUUUUUCAUCAUUCUCACCUCAUCUAGUGUCAAAGUGUCAAAGUACGACAAUUCAGAAGAAUUCAAACAUUUGAGUAGCUUUAGUAUUGAAGAACUCAGUGCAUCUGUGCCUUAUAGAAGGAUGUGUGAAUGGCGAUAUGAAUCUUGUGCUAAUCCAUGUAUUAAAACAUGUAGUGAUCCUAAAGGAAUAGCAUGUAAAUUCCUUCCUCCGGUUGAAGGAUGCUUGCCAUACUGUCCCAAAAAUAUGAUCCUUGAUGAUGUCACGCUUAAAUGUGUUUAUCCAGAAGACUGCAUACCUGUGACAUCUACAGAAUCAGCAAUUGGAAACAAAUCUUCAUUGUUAAUCUUUCACAUGGAUGCUACCAUGGAGAGAUUUCCUCAGACACCUCCUUUAUUUAUUACUUCAGGGACUGAGUCAACUCAUACCAGUGUGACAGACAAAAUAACCGUGAACACAAACACAACUUUAAGGGGAAUGAAUAUGUCGGCACAGUCCAUUACAGACUUUUAUUCAUUGGAAGCAUCUAAUGCAGCCACCUAUUCAACAUUUUCAUUACCAAGUACAGUGGAGCCUUCUGAUGUACUUCACAGCACAGCGAGCCCUACUGUCCUUUCCAAACUCAUCUCUUCAGUAGAUUUUCCAACUGCUCUUCAAGCCUCAGCAGUCACAUCACGUACUGUCAGUUCUACUGCAUCUGUAACUUUACCCAUUACAAUAGCAACUCCAACAACCCUGCUCAGUGCAAGUUCUAUUCCAACACAUUCUGUGUUAUUAACACCCACUUCCCUGUUAGUAGCUCCAUUUCCACUUGAUACAUCAACCACUCAGCUAGGAACUGUUCCCCCUACCUCUGCAAUAACAGCUUUAGCUUCCAAGCCAUCUUUUGUCACUUCUGAGCUGCCUGCAGGGAUUGGGAAGAGUAGGCGUCCUUUAGUAAGUCAUUCUAAGGGAGCAGCAGCAUCCUCUGAAGUGUCAUCUGCUUUGCUAGCUGGCAGAGCAACUUUCACAAGACCUGCACUUCUUCUAGGUUCACGGUUGACACUAAGCACAUCUUCUCCUAUAUCUACUUUAUCCGUCACAACUAGCUCUGGCAUUGGUCAAACUGCAGUUCACCCAACACCACUUUCUCCACUGACUUCAACUGCUCCUCAAAUUCCUGUGACUACUAGAUUUGCUAGCUUUCAGACAAGGUUUCCUCAAUUAAUCACAAAACCCUUGUCUAAAACUUCUCUGAUAUCAUUAAAUUCAAGUUCUUUCUCUAGUUUUUCUCCAAAGCCAUUUUUAUCUUCAGUGGAAAUUUCAGUGACUGCUCCCAAGCAGACAUUGCCAUUAAUAACAGGCAGUAUUUCUGCUGCUCUGCCCAUAAUGACUGUAUAUUUACCUCAAGUUGCUUCUCAAAUCCCUGUAAACACUUCUUCGAGUCCUUCUGUAACACACAGAGUAUCUAUACCAGUGCAUUCUCCAAUUACCUCCCUGAAGCCAAAAGCUAUGGCAGAUGUCACUGUUGACCCCAAAAGUCAAAAAGUACCUUCCGCUGCUUCCACUCUUCUAGUGAAUCCAACAAUCUCUGCUAUGCCUCUAGCAAGUAAAGCCUCAAGAGAAAACAAAUACAUAAUGCCUGCUGAUUCCUUUGCAGUGUCAUCCAUUUCUAAAAAGCCAAUGAAAACCAUUAUGUCUACAGUCUUUCCUCUUAAGACACUGGUAUUACCUCUAAAUGCUACAUUAACAACCACUUCAGAAAUUACAGAGCACCUAAGCAGUUCACAUACAGAACUGAAAACCGAUCCUGUGGCACAAAGUUCAGGCACUUUCGUUCCGAAAGAUCCUUCUCUUACAAGGUCAUCAUCUUUAUUUACAAUCUUGUUAUCAACAUCAGUACCAUCUCUUGUGACAUCUCAUACUACAAGUUCUUCAUUGAUUCCCAUAAUCAAUAGGACAUCAUCAUUAACACGAAAUAUAACGGCUACCCAAAUAUCAGUUUCAUCUCUAGAUACAGAAGGAACCUCAAAAAGUCCAGUUAUAGAGUUUGCAACUUCUUCUGUAGAUUUUUCUACAUUCACUUUAGACAUAAGACCUUCUGCCAGUCGUUCAGCAGCACUAAAAGCAUCCAUUGUAAUGCCCUCUUUACUAAUGCUUACAACUCCUGAAGCCACUUUAGAAAGCCAAUCCACUAGGGUCUCUAUGUCUUCAUCUCCUCCUAAGACCACUCAUAUCUCUGCUGUUUCUCUAGGAAAACAGAGUUCCUCGGUAAGUUCUUCAGAAGAAAAUGGAACAGUAUCAGCCCUAUCUGCUGGAAUCGUCACUCAAUCCACUACACCAAUGAUCAUGAACACAACGGUGAAUGCUACAUCCUUACAAGCACCUUAUAUUUUUGAAAAAAUACCAUUUAGCUCUUCAGCCAGUUUAUUAGCUGCUUCUGGCACUACAGUAGCCUCUAGGAUUACUACAAAAACCACUGAUUCUUUUGUUGCCGAUUUGGAGUUUUAUAUGGCUUCAGCCUCAGUUCCUACCACCAUAGAAACACCCAUGCAUGUGUCACACAAAUCUUUAUUUACAUCUGCAGUGACUCAAGCUCCACAGAGAACUAACGAAACUCCCAAAAUGAUGGUUAUGAAAACUACUGGUACUACAAAUCUGUUAUCACAGAUGAAGAGCACUUCGUUUACAGCUUCAGAAGUUAAAUAUGCAACCUCAUUUGAAAGAACUGUGGAUAUUUUAGAAAGUGGUCAGACUUCACAUGAGCAAAGAAAUGUUACCAAGACGAAGUCAACCACAACUGAGAAGUCUUCCCUGCCUUAUUCGACAGUAUCUGCAGUUCAGAGUUCGCCUUUUUCAAGAAAUAAAACCUCAGUAACAAAUCUCUCUCUUUCUGGAGUCCCGGAUGUAACAACAUCAGAUUGGUCCAAAAUCCCAACACAGGAAACCAUUAAACCUUAUUUCAGUUUAUCAGAGCCCGCAGAGCUGCAGACCAGAACUAUAAUAGAUUUAUCUCAUUCUAGUGGUGUAACGGCUCUGCCUUCCUCUUCUGAGCCUGUAGAAACACAAACUUCACUGGCAAGCACAGAAACAACCACAACUAUAGCUGACAAGGCUUCCUUUGGUACAAUGAUGCAUACACUGAUAUCUACACCUUCUGAAUGUGUGCCAAGAUACCUUGAACCUAUCGACAAAUGUAGCCAGUAUGUAUGUGUUAAUAUGAGUUGGAUGUUAUACAACCUUUCAAGGAACUGCCCUAAGGAUAUGCAGAAGCCAGACUGUGGUUUUCGAGGAAUGCCAGUUCAAGUUAACACUGAUAGUUGUUGCCCAGAAUGGGAAUGUCCCUGUCAAUGUUCUGUACUGUCUGAACUGAGUGUUAUUACAUUUGAUGGAAACAACAUAGCCCUCUGUAAUAUGGCUUCCUACAUUUUAGUCAAGUUACCAGGAGAAAUGAUUGUUGCUCAUAUUGAAAAAUGUCCUGCUAAUCAGAGCGCAAAUUCAAUAAGAAAACUAGUGCCCCCUGCAAGCACUUCAGGGCUCUGUUUUAAGAAAUUAAAUGUAACAACACGCACAUGUGAAUUACUUAUCAAUCGUUUAGCAAGAAAAGUAGUAGUGGAUUCUGUAUUUCAAUCAUUACCAUUUUCAAAAGAAGGACUGAAUAUUCAGGAUACUGGUGCAAUGUAUGUUGUGAAGACCCCAGCUGGUAUUAGCAUUAAAUGGGCUCAUGUUACAGGCAUCAUAGAUAUACAGUAUGGAUUACACUCUAACACAUCGAUGAAGACAGAAGGACUUUGUGGGGUGUGUAAUGGAGACCCUACCGAUGACCUGAAAAUGAAAAACAAGACCAUAAUUACAAAUAAGGAGGAAAUUGAAGUGUUCAUUAAGAGCUGGGAAAUUGAGAAAUCACUUGAUGUAACAACCAGGAGGCCAGUAAGAAACUGUACUGAAGAUAACUGCACAUACUGCAUGGAACUGUUAAACAGAAGCAUUUUCAUUCCUUGCCACAAGAAAGUGUCACCACAGGAGUUUUGUGAGAAGAUGUGGAUAAACAGUACUUAUUUUUGGAAUUAUGAGUGUGAUGCACUUUCUGCAUAUGUGGCUUUAUGCAACAAGCACAACAUCUGCAUUAAAUGGAGGACACCUGAUUACUGUUCAUUGAGCUGUCCUGAGGGCAAGGAGUACCAGCCUUGUGUGCAACCCUGUGAAGCCAAGACAUGCUUGAAUAAAUGGUUCUAUGAAGAUUCUCCCUGUUCCUAUUUAAGGGAAGACUGUGUGUGUGAAAAUGGCACUAUUCUGCAUAGAACAGACUCUGACCUCUGUAUACCAGAAGAAAAAUGUACAUGUACAGAUAACAAAGGACAACCUCACUCUGCUGGAGAGAUCUGGAAUGGGUCCAGGAGAGGCUGUUGCAUGUACAAUUGUUUAGAAAAUGGAAGCAUUAUUGCUGUAGAACCUGAAUGCAACGAAGAUCCACCACCAGUCUGUGAAAGAGAAGGGGAAGUUAUCGUCCAUGUCAUGGAAGAGAGAGCUUGCUGUCCAAAGAAAGUUUGUGAAUGUAACGUGUCAUUGUGUGACGCCAUUAUUCCAACAUGCAAACCCAAUGAAAAAUUAGUGGUAGGCUACCACCCCCUGUCCUGCUGUCCACAGUACCGAUGUGAGUGUGACCCUUCAGCUUGUUUCAAUGCUUCCCAGCUGGACUGCAGAGAAGAUCAAUUUAUUGUUGCAGCAAAACAGGAAGAUCCUUGUUGUUUCUCUUAUCUCUGUGUUUGUGAAUCCUGUAUUGAGCCUGUGCCCUUGUGUAAUGAAGGGGAAAUUCUCACUGUAGACCUUAAUACCAUACAUUACUGUUGUCCUCAUUACUACUGUGUUUGUGAAGAAAAUCUUUGUUCUGAGCCUCCUAUGAAUUGCACAGAGGACAAAACACUUGUGAAGGAAAAAAUACCUGGGCAGUGUUGUCCAGAAUGGCACUGUGAAUGUAGCUGUGAAAACACUACUAUGCUGACCUGUAAAUUGGGAGAAGUUAAGAAAAUAGAUAGUAGUGUUUCCAGCGCUUGUGGAUGCACUCGCUACAUUUGUGAGAAAGACGAUGUGUGCAUCUUCCAAGAGGUCACAGUACUGAAUCCUGGACAGUCAGUGAUCCAGUACUUGGACGGAGACCUUUGUUACACUGUACAGUGUUUACAAGAAAAAGAUCAGAACACAGGAUACAAUGCCAUGCAUUUUACAAUGGUGAACUGUUCCCAGAAAUGUGAAGCUCAUCAAAUAUAUAUUCCUUCCUCCAGUCACCAUACUUGUUGUGGUACCUGUCAAAAUGUGUCCUGCUCUUUUCAUACUGAGAACGGAACACUUGUUGUGUAUGAGGAAGGAAGCACCUGGAGCUCUAACUGCACCAACUACAAGUGUGCCAAGACUGCUGCAGGGGCUGUCUUACUGGGAUCAAGUGUUGUCUGCCCCCCUUUUAAUGACACCGAGUGUACAAAGAAUGGAGGAAUCGUGCAGACGUAUAACGACGGCUGCUGCAAGACCUGCAAAAAGGAAGAAAGGAUUUGUCAGAAAAUGACAAUCAGGACAACCAUAAGAAAAAAUGACUGUAUAAGUCAAAGCCCGAUAAAUGUGGCUUCUUGUGAUGGAAAAUGCCCAUCUGCAACAAUUUUCAAUGUCAAUAUUGAUAGCCAUUUAAGAUUCUGUAAAUGUUGUCGAGAAAAUGGAACCCGUAAUCUGACUGUGCCACUACGUUGCUCAGGAAAUGGCACUGAAAUUAUGUACGUCAUUCAAGAGCCUAUAGACUGCUCAUGCCAAUGGAACUGA